AUGGACACUCGGAGCGCCUCUCCUCGAGUCCCCUACCGGGCGGCCUCCACACCACCCCCAAACUACCGUGGGCUCCACAGCCACUCUCCUGCUCGCCAUCAUCGCUCUUCCCGUCCUGGGACAGCCGGUAGCGAGUAUCCAGAGCAGCCCACAGCAUACAGACCUCUUCAAGAGGAAGGCCAUGCCAAGCCUUCGCCCUUCGCUCUUGGCCAAGCACCUCCUGCAAAAUGGCGGCUGCCAAAGGCUGUAAGGUCGCCUAAAAGGCUGCUGUCGACGUUGGUCGCCCUUGCCAUUCUAGGUCUCCUGAUCAAAUAUGUAGGGAUGGGAAAGGACAGAUUGUUGAGAUCAAAGUGGGGCUGGAGACCAAGAGGGGGUCGGAGAGUAGAUGACGGUCUUUGCCGAUUCGUGUCACCGGUAGACGCCUACCACAGAGAUCUACAGCGCCUGAGAGGACUUGCGUACCCUGGCGCCAACUUGACAGCCCUCUACCCUUCCCUUCACUCAUAUGUACACCACCACACAUAUUCUCCCACCGGUCAUCUCCUUGUUUCCGACCACCCCGACGCCCCGCAUCCAAUACCUCUUUUGCUCGACCUCGGCGAAAAGCGAUGGGAAGAAUUACUCUCCCGACAGUCUCGUACGCUCGAAGAAGCCGUAAGGGAGUACAUGCGACGCUAUGGAAGACGGCCUCCAAGGGGCUUUGACAAGUGGUGGGAUUUCGCUAUGCGUCACAACUUGGUACUCCCAGAUGAGUAUGACAGGAUCAAUCUCGACUUGGCGCCAUUCUUGGCCCUGCCUGAAGAGGAAAUGAAACGACGAAGGGGAUUGGUAGACAACAUGUCCGAGACGUUCACCCUGGUGAUCAAAAAUGGCUCGGUAGAUAUUGAGAUCAAAGAUGAGGGUGGUCUUAACUGGGGAGGUACCCUUCCUCGUGCUUCAGACACGGCUGCACUUCUUCGGGCAUUCUCGGAACACCUGCCAGAUAUGCGUGCUACCUUCUCCAUCUUUGACCAACCCCAGAUCUAUCUCUCUUGGGCUCGCCGAGGUUCUUUGGUGAAUCUGGGUUUGAAGGGAGAGCAUACCUCACAUCUGGAAGAAACAGAUAGCGCCCUCGUCAAGCUGUCCAGGAGUUGUGCUCCAGACUCCAAUUACAGGAAGAAUGAGAGCUAUUCGGAGGGCAGGUCAUUCAUCUACGACAGCUUAGAAGCUGGUGAUCUAUGCCAAAACCCAUAUGUGAUUCCUAUUCAUGGUUUGACUAUAGAGCCACACGAGCCGUCCUCUCAUCCUCGACCUCACACUCAGCUCUUGCCUCUGUUCAGUCUUGCCAAGACCUCCAUCAACUCUGAUAUCUUGAUAACGCCCCUCGACCAAUUCAACCAUGAGACAGGAAAAGACCUCGAGUUCAGAGAUAAACCGAGCUCUAGAUUGGCUUGGCGUGGAAGCCCUACUGGUAUCUCAUGGAUGAACGCUCAAGUUGACUGGCGCAACGCGCAUCGUAUCCGCCUUCACCGAUACGCCAACAACCGCUCUACAGAGCACAUGACCUUCCUUGUCCCUGACUUUGGCCAAGAUGAAGACUACUACCCUGACGAAUUCGACGUUGACGGGGGUAUCGCUGAGAUCAAGAAUGGUCAGGAGGAAUGGCACGAGAGAAACAGGGAGGUGCAAGAACAGCAUCUGGAGGAACAGAUCGACGAGGGACCUCUGCACUUCAUCGAAGAAGAGAUCCCAACGGACGAGGCGAUGGAGUUCUUCUAUGACAUCAAAUUGGCGGGGGAUCCUAUCCAGUGCGAUUCGGAUGAUGGAACGUGCGAUGAUCUGAGACGAGAGAUCGAGUGGGCUCCCAGGCAGAGCGGGGAGGACUUGAACCAGAACAAGUUCUUACUCGACAUUGACGGUAACGGCUGGAGCGGCCGAUUUCGGAAACUAAUGAGCACCAACUCGGCCGUCAUCAAGAUGACGAUGUUUACCGAAUGGUUCCAGCCCCAUCUCAUCCCUUGGUUCAUGUACAUCCCAGCCAAGCUCGACUUUUCGGACCUUCCGGAUAUCAUGGCUUUCUUCCGGGGCAGUCCCACGUAUCCGGAAUUCGCGUUUGAUGAAACGGCAGAAGCUUUGGCUAUCAACGGAAAAUGCUUUGUGCAAAGAAUGUUCCGCCUCGAAGAUAUGCAGGCGUAUAUGAUGCGCCUCUUCUUGGAGUAUGCUCGGAUCGCCGCUGACGAAGGAGAUGAUAUGGACUUUUACCUUGAUGACUAUUGGUCCGACAUCGACACCUCAGACUGGUUCGAUGAAGAAGCCAUCAAGAAUAGGAAGCCUGUGGCGGAUCUACCAGAUGUUAUGGAGGGGGACGGUGGGUCGCGAGCCGCCGGGACUGUGUUGGAAGAGGAGCUUGUAGAAGGCACAAAGCAGGACGAUGGCGGGGAUAUCAGCUGGGAAGAGCAUGAUGGGCUGAGUGAGGAAGAGCUGUUAAGGGAGGUCGUGUAA
Messenger RNA from Cryptococcus wingfieldii CBS 7118, 2481 nucleotides. RefSeq lists its product as hypothetical. The transcript has 10 exons. The coding region runs from base 1 to 2481 and encodes 826 amino acids. NCBI's taxonomy places the organism in Eukaryota, Fungi, Basidiomycota, Tremellomycetes, Tremellales, Cryptococcaceae. The record is from RefSeq and is a predicted model, not a curated record.